AUGACUUUGCAAGGAGCAGCUCAGGACUGGUUCUAUACCUUACUAUCCAGGUCGAUCAGCAGCUUCAAUGAGCUUACUUACGUCUUCACUAAAGAAUACACUUCUUAUCAGACAAUCAAGAAGAACCUUGACCAUCUGUUCAACAUGCACAAGAAGCCCGAUGAAUCCCUCCGAGACUACAUCAAGAGGUUCAAAGCGAGAGGGCAAACAUUGUAG
Molecule: messenger RNA, 216 nt
Organism: Prunus armeniaca (apricot)
Lineage: Eukaryota; Viridiplantae; Streptophyta; Magnoliopsida; Rosales; Rosaceae
Source: the annotation of a GenBank genome assembly